AUGGAGAUGGAGAAGAUGCCCGUCUAUCGCAACCAGAUCCUCAGCGUGACCGGAGAAAUCCUCUGCAUCGACGGCACGAGACAGGUUCUCAAGAAGAUCUACGGCGACGGCCAGGGCACCAUGCAGUACCUCACGAGCGUGCUGAACGAGUGGGGGCAGUUCGUGACGACCGUGGUGGUGGCGUCCGAGUCAGAGGGCUGCUACGCUCGGAUGGCCAGAGGUCUGAUGGCGCGCUUCGAGCGCGCCAACGCACCAGCGCCGAAAGCUGUCAGGAACGGCGCCCCAGAGCUGUACGCCAAGUGCUCGGACCAGGAGAUGAUGGCGUUCCUCAAGCCUCACCAGAUCAGAUCCUACGUCCGACGCAUCACACGUGGAGUUGAGGAAACGGCAUCUGCGGUCGAUGCCGUCAUCGCUGAUUUCAAGGGACCUGCGGGCCUCGAUAUCGACGGCAUCCACCUCUUCAAGUCCACGGAGGCGGUGGAUUCUCACUGGCUGACGGCCAGCAGGCAUUUUGGAUGCAUGCAGGAUCCUCCUGGAGUUCCGCUGUAUGUUGCCGUGAAGACGGUCGUGCUGAACGGCGUGCAGCUGAACAAAUACAGGUGCCGGCGAGGGAGCAACUCGUUGGAGGGAUUGCAUGCACAUCUGAACAACGCCAUUCCUUCCAAAAGAUGCGGGAUCAUGCCAUUCCAUGUGUACUUGCUCGCGUUCGCCGUGCAGUGGAACACCAGGAUGGAGUCGCUCAGGGUGGCUGGGGGUCAGGGUCGGCAGACGACCUGCACUGACCCCCGGCAGAUCCAACGGAUGAACCGGCAGGCCGAGAUACUCUUUGGCAAGGAGCACGUCCCGGAGCCCAACUUUUCCGCUCCCAUGCCCUACCCUGACGAGUACGGGGCCGCGGAUGAGGAAGAGCUUCUUGGCGUGGAGUACGCUGUCUGCCAGUCCACCGCAUUCUCUGCCAAGCCGUACUACGCCCAGAAAGCUGAAGAAGAGCAGUCCCGCGAUGAGGAGGAAGACGACGCGCAGUCAGAAGAAGAGGAGUCGCCCGACGAGGGUGUUGACCUCGAGGAGGACGAUCCCCUCGACGGAGUCUGUCAGACCCACGGAACCCUCUUGAAGGCCGAGCAGGUGGAGGAGGAGGAAGAGUACAGACCCGCUCUUCAGGAUGUCCUCAUGAGAGGCCGCCAUCUGCAUCUGCCAGGGAUCGAGGAGGUGGAGGCCCUCGCCGUGCUGCUCGUCCAACUGGCGGACGGCGGCGACUGUCACCUGGUGCCCGUGGAUCUCAGGCAGAGAAUUGUGGCGGCGGCCGGCCGUCUGCACGACCACGACCGGAGCAGCGCCAACUUUGUCAAGCGCUACGAGUCGAAGUGGGGCUACACGCUGUUCGGCCGCUGCCUCGGGGCCGACACGCCCGAGAGCAGCGCGGCGCAGAAGACCAAGUUCGGUUGGAUGCGGUUCCCGCAGGCGGCGCAGGUGACGGAAGACGGUCGUCUCCUCUACUUGCUGGUGAAGAUGCUGCGGAAUCGUCCCGCCACAAGCAAGAUGACUUCACCCACCAAGGUCACUGCCUCCAUAAGGGGGCAGUACCAACGCAUUGCAGACCGGGUGAGGGAUGACCCGAUUUUGGGCGGACUCCAAAUUCCUCUUCCUCACGUCAAUGCAAAGUCCAUUUCGACUUUCCUGCGAAAAGAGGAAAAACGGGCAAACCUCAUGGCCACGGUGAGGCCCGUUUCAAAGACCCACCGCACGGUGGUGUCUGAAGAACCUCUGCCGGACGCUCCUGCCCUUGAGACGUCGCUGCCACCGCCUGACAGGCCGCAGGUCCAGUACCAGGACACCCACCAUGUCACUGGAAGAAGAAGUGGUGAGAAAAAGAGAUUAAGCUUGGACGAGCCCGCGCCUGAACUGGAGUCGAAGCGACGAGCCGCCCCGGAGACAGACGUGCCCACCGAAGCGGCGGGCAGACCGGCCGCGGCCACCCACUUGCCGCAGGCGGUGUCCGCAGCGCCGGUUCUCCUUGUGGUUCCAGCCCAACCGCUGGCGCCGUCGAUCGCCUUUCCGGGACCUUCGUCCAGUAAGGCCUAUGUGCCUAUACUGCCGGCCCCCGCGCCAAGAGCCAGAGCGGUCCUUCCCCACAAAUCACAGAAGCCCUGUGCAGCUUGCCUGGUACCUCAGUGUGGUGGCCAGCGCAAGAGGUACACGCCUUCGAAGGACAAAGCGGCGGGAAGCAGCCAAAAAAUAUUUACUUUCUGUCCCGCCACCAGAAAAUCCACCACACCCGGCUUUCAAGACGUGGUUUACGAAAGUUAUGAACACUUUAAAAGUGUGGUGGACCAAAAACUGCAGGAUGCCAUGCAGUGA
Molecule: messenger RNA, 2358 nt
Organism: Synchiropus splendidus (mandarinfish)
Lineage: Eukaryota; Metazoa; Chordata; Actinopteri; Syngnathiformes; Callionymidae
Exons: 8
Coding region: 1-2358 (785 amino acids)
Source: RefSeq, a predicted model, not a curated record